Aethalodelphis obliquidens (Pacific white-sided dolphin) is the source of this 1778-nucleotide messenger RNA. RefSeq names its product TEA domain transcription factor 4 (gene TEAD4). Lineage: Eukaryota; Metazoa; Chordata; Mammalia; Artiodactyla; Delphinidae. Gene Ontology annotation, cellular component: transcription regulator complex. Gene Ontology annotation, molecular function: RNA polymerase II cis-regulatory region sequence-specific DNA binding; DNA-binding transcription factor activity, RNA polymerase II-specific. The record is from RefSeq and is a predicted model, not a curated record. The transcript has 13 exons. Bases 375 to 1607 code for a protein of 410 amino acids. Gene Ontology annotation, biological process: embryonic organ development; regulation of transcription by RNA polymerase II; hippo signaling.
CCUCGGCCGCGCGCAUCUCAUUCCAGCCCUCAUUCCUCACAUUCCAGGCUUCCUCCUUUCAAACCCCAGGCCGGGGGCGGGGAGGGCCCGCAGCUCCCGGCUCCGCCGUGCGGCCGCGUCCCCCAGGUCCAACGGGCGCUCCUCCAAGCGGAGCCUUGGAGGGCACGGCCGGCACCAUUACCUCCAACGAGUGGAGCUCUCCCAACUCCCCCGAGGGGAGCAACGUCUCUGGGGGCAGCCAGGCCUUGGACAAGCCCAUCGACAAUGACGCGGAGGGCGUGUGGAGCCCCGACAUCGAGCAGAGCUUCCAGGAGGCCCUGGCCAUCUACCCGCCCUGCGGUCGGCGCAAGAUCAUCCUCUCAGACGAAGGCAAGAUGUAUGGUCGGAAUGAGCUGAUCGCCCGCUACAUCAAGCUGCGGACAGGGAAGACCCGCACCAGGAAGCAGGUGUCCAGCCACAUCCAGGUUCUGGCUCGGCGCAAAGCCCGCGAGAUCCAGGCCAAGCUGAAGGAUCAGGCAGCUAAGGACAAGGCCCUGCAGAGCAUGGCUGCCAUGUCGUCCGCCCAGAUCAUCUCUGCCACAGCCUUCCACAGUAAAAUGGCCCUCACCCGGGGCCCAGGCUACCCGGCGGUCUCAGGGUUUUGGCAAGGAGCUUUGCCGGGCCACGCCGGAACGUCCCACGAUGUGAAACCUUUCUCUCAGCAAACCUACACUGUCCAGCCGUCACUGCCUCUGCCAGGGUUCGAGUCUCCCGCAGGAGCCUCCCCGUCGCCCUCCGCGCCCCCAGCACCCCCGUGGCAGGGCCGCAGCGUGGCCAGCCCCAAGCUCUGGAUGCUGGAGUUUUCUGCCUUCCUGGAGCGGCAGCAAGACCCCGAAACGUACAAUAAGCACCUGUUCGUGCACAUCGGCCAGUCGAGCCCCAGCUACAGCGACCCCUACCUCGAAGCCGUGGACAUCCGCCAGAUUUACGACAAGUUCCCCGAGAGGAAGGGUGGUCUCAAGGAGCUCUUUGAACGGGGACCCUCCAACGCCUUUUUCCUCGUGAAGUUCUGGCACCAGCUCACCUGUUCUACCUGCUCCCCCAAAAGUCACACACUCCAUGAGAGCAGAGACAACACUGCAGCCUCUUUGGGCGCCCCCUGUCCUGGCCAUGCUGGGCCAGGCAGGAUAAACGGGCAACGGAGCGACUGGAAGGACCAGGCAGACCUCAACACCAACAUCGAGGACGAAGGCAGCUCCUUCUACGGGGUGUCCAGCCAGUACGAGAGUCCUGAGAACAUGACCAUCACCUGCUCCACCAAGGUCUGCUCCUUUGGCAAGCAGGUGGUGGAGAAACUGGAGACUGAGUACGCGCGCUACGAGAACGGCCACUACUCCUACCGCAUCCACCGCUCGCCGCUCUGCGAGUACAUGAUCAACUUCAUCCACAAGCUGAAGCACCUGCCCGAGAAGUACAUGAUGAACAGCGUGCUGGAGAACUUCACCAUCCUGCAGGUGGUCACCAACAGAGACACGCAGGAGACGCUGCUGUGCGUCGCGUACGUCUUCGAGGUGUCGGCCAGCGAGCACGGGGCUCAGCACCACAUCUACCGGCUGGUGAAGGAAUAAGAGACCGGGGAGCAGGGAGGGGGGCAAGACAUCGUGUGCGCAGGGACGCGGGGUGGGGACCCGCGGGGGCAGCCCCCCCCGAGCGCCAGGAGAGUGGAGGUCAUGACUCUUCUACCAGGAACGUGAACCCGCAGUGCCUAAGCCCAAUAAACGCAAGACCUGGGCACCUUC